Molecule: messenger RNA, 3913 nt
Organism: Talpa occidentalis (Iberian mole)
Lineage: Eukaryota; Metazoa; Chordata; Mammalia; Eulipotyphla; Talpidae
Product: cAMP-specific 3',5'-cyclic phosphodiesterase 4D
Exons: 15
Coding region: 1246-3267 (673 amino acids)
Biological process (GO): cAMP catabolic process; signal transduction; regulation of cardiac muscle cell contraction
Cellular component (GO): perinuclear region of cytoplasm; nucleus; cytosol
Molecular function (GO): 3',5'-cyclic-AMP phosphodiesterase activity; ATPase binding; transmembrane transporter binding
Source: RefSeq, a predicted model, not a curated record
CGAGCGGGCUGCUGCAGAGUUAAUGUACAGUACCACGGAGCCUGCAAGUGUCCUGCGCUGCUCAGAGCCGGGCGGCACAGCCCAGGGCAGACGAGGCGGCUGCGGCUACGGCGAUUCCAAAGGUUCUGCUGGAAAUUCAGCGCUGGGGGACCCCAGCAGGAGCCUGUUGCCAUUGUGUUUUAAAAGCAUGCAAGGUCUGUAUAGCUUGGGCAUGAGAAUCUUUCAGAAGAUGUCAGAGCAUCAGAGUAAAUGACACCUAUUGGGGACCUGAAUUGGGGGUGAGAGAGAGAGAAAAAAGAGAAGAGAAAGACAGCGGGGGGAAGAAAUUCUUAGACAACGUCUGACCUGCAGCUGUGAAAUUCAUUUUCUUUCCAAGGCAAAAUAUGAAAAGCCCACACAUGGUUUUGAUAACAACAAAUUAAAGGGAUUUCUGCAGUGAAAGGAUCAAUAGCUUAGUCAUUUUACUUAAAGAGAGCAGACAGCCUUAUUAUGGGGUUAGGCAGCAGAAAUGAAUUUCCUCAUGACAGCACCCUCUGAAGUCGUGAUGGUAGCUAAUGGUAAUCCUCUCCUGCAAGGCAGAAAUUGCUCGUUGCCUUCCGACUUUUGCAGUUGAAAACCAGAAAUUGUGAGAUUUUGGGAAGAAGUUGCCUUGGGCUUUACAUGGUUUCUAGCCCCUCUGCCCAGGUCUUUGUCCGACACGUCUCAGAAGGCAGCACUGCGUUAAAGUGACCACAUAUGAAUAUGUGCCUAAGAAAGAAGAAAAAGCAAUAUUCAUUUCUAAAGGACAGCAUGGCAAAGCAACCUGAAGUUUUCCAUUUCCCUUCUAACACUUCUUUAACGAGGAUAACAAGAAACUGUCUUUUGACUCCUCUUUUCCCACAUUCCAGAGUCCUUCCCACAAGGAUGCAUUAAUUUAUACUCUAAACAGUUGGAUUUUACCAGGACAAUAUUUGCACCAUUUAGGAUUAGUGAUUGAACUGGCGAUUUUAGUGUGUUGACUAACUAGUGGAACCUAAAUGGAUGGACCCAUACCUGCAGUGCUCUGUGAUGUUUCUUUCUUCAAAUCCUGGAAGGGCUUUUGUUGUUGCUAUUUGUUUUUGGGGAGGGAUUUUUUUGGAAUUCAGUACUUGUUGCAAUAAUUGCCCAUGAUAGCUGCUCAAAGAGGAGAGUUGGAAUUCAUCUGUGAAAAUCACUACAUGUAACAUAUGAGACAAGGAAAAUAUUAAUGACAGAAGAUCUGCAAACAUGAUGCACGUGAAUAAUUUCCCCUUUAGAAGGCAUUCCUGGAUAUGUUUCGAUGUGGACAAUGGCACAUCUUCGGGACGGAGUCCCUUGGAUCCCAUGACUAGCCCAGGAUCUGGGCUAAUUCUCCAAGCAAACUUUGUCCACAGUCAGCGCCGGGAGUCCUUCCUGUAUAGAUCCGACAGCGACUAUGACCUGUCUCCAAAGUCUAUGUCCCGGAACUCCUCCAUUGCCAGUGAUAUACACGGAGAUGACUUGAUUGUGACUCCAUUUGCUCAGGUCUUGGCCAGCCUACGAACUGUACGGAACAACUUUGCUGUAUUAACAAAUUUGCAAGAUCGAGCAUCUAACAAAAGAUCACCCAUGUGCAAUCAACCAUCCAUCAGCAAAGCCGCCAUAACAGAGGAGGCCUACCAGAAACUGGCCAGCGAGACCCUGGAGGAGCUGGACUGGUGUCUGGACCAGCUAGAGACCCUGCAGACCCGGCACUCUGUCAGUGAGAUGGCCUCCAACAAGUUUAAAAGGAUGCUUAAUCGGGAGCUCACCCAUCUCUCUGAAAUGAGUCGGUCUGGAAAUCAAGUGUCAGAGUACAUAUCAAACACAUUCUUAGAUAAGCAACAUGAAGUGGAAAUUCCUUCUCCAACUCAGAAGGAAAAGGAGAAAAAGAAAAGGCCGAUGUCUCAGAUCAGUGGGGUCAAGAAGCUGAUGCACAGCUCCAGUUUGACUAAUUCAAGCAUCCCAAGGUUUGGGGUUAAAACUGAGCAAGAAGACGUCCUUGCUAAGGAACUAGAAGAUGUAAACAAAUGGGGUCUUCAUGUUUUCAGAAUAGCAGAGCUGUCUGGUAACCGGCCUUUGACUGUUAUCAUGCACACCAUUUUUCAGGAACGGGAUUUAUUAAAAACAUUUAAAAUUCCAGUGGACACUUUAAUUACGUACCUUAUGACUCUGGAAGACCAUUACCAUGCUGACGUGGCCUACCACAACAACAUCCAUGCUGCAGAUGUUGUCCAGUCUACACAUGUGCUGUUAUCUACACCUGCUUUGGAGGCUGUGUUUACAGAUUUGGAGAUUCUUGCAGCAAUUUUUGCUAGUGCAAUACAUGAUGUAGAUCAUCCUGGUGUGUCAAAUCAGUUUCUGAUCAAUACAAACUCUGAACUUGCCUUGAUGUACAAUGACUCUUCUGUCUUGGAGAACCAUCACUUGGCUGUGGGCUUUAAGUUGCUUCAGGAAGAAAACUGUGACAUUUUCCAGAAUUUGACCAAAAAGCAAAGACAAUCAUUAAGGAAAAUGGUCAUUGACAUCGUACUUGCAACUGAUAUGUCAAAACAUAUGAAUCUACUGGCUGAUUUGAAAACUAUGGUUGAAACUAAGAAAGUGACAAGUUCUGGAGUUCUUCUUCUCGAUAAUUAUUCUGAUAGGAUUCAGGUCCUUCAGAACAUGGUGCAUUGUGCAGACCUGAGCAACCCCACAAAGCCUCUCCAGCUGUACCGCCAGUGGACCGACCGCAUCAUGGAGGAGUUCUUCCGCCAAGGAGAUCGAGAGAGGGAGCGGGGCAUGGAGAUAAGUCCCAUGUGUGACAAGCACAAUGCCUCUGUAGAAAAAUCACAGGUGGGCUUCAUAGACUAUAUUGUUCACCCUCUUUGGGAGACAUGGGCAGACCUUGUACAUCCUGACGCCCAGGACAUUUUGGACACUUUGGAGGACAAUCGUGAAUGGUACCAGAGCACAAUUCCUCAGAGCCCCUCCCCAGCGCCUGAUGACCAGGAGGAGGGCCGGCAGGGUCAAACCGAAAAGUUCCAGUUUGAACUAACUUUAGAGGAAGAUGGCGAGUCAGACACGGAAAAGGACAGUGGAAGUCAGGUGGAAGAAGACACAAGCUGCAGUGACUCCAAGACUCUCUGUACUCAAGACUCGGAGUCCACAGAAAUUCCACUUGAUGAACAGGUGGAAGAGGAGGCGGUGGGAGAAGAGGAGGAAAGCCAGCCAGAAGCCUGUGUGAUAGAAGAUUGUUCUCCUGACACGUAACAGUGCAAAGACAUUCACGCGCUCUCUUUUUUUUUUUUUUAAGUAGAAAAUUGUUUCCAAAGUGCAUGUCACAUGCCACAACCAUGGUCACACCUCACUGUCAUCUGCCAGGACGUUUGUUGAACAAAACUGACCUUGACUACUCAGUCUGGCGCUCAGGAAUAUCGUAACCAGUUUUUCACCUCCAUGACAUCGGAGCAAAGAGGACAUCUUUACGCACAGCAUUUUAACAAGAUUUCAGCUUGGUUGAGCUGAUGAAGCAGAGAAAAUCAACUCCAAAGUAUUUUCAAGGGAGUGUGGCUCAUCAGGCAGCCCAAAAAGUUGAUGUGAUUUGGGAUACCUUUUUAUUUGUUUGCAAUAUUUUCAGCAGAAAGAAGGCAUUACAUAGACACCGUGAACUAAUGAAUGAAAUGACACAAUGGGUCAGGAACAGGACACAGAGCGAAUCUGUUACCAUAGGCAGAGGAUGAGCCACAGAAAUUGCAUCAUUUUCUAAUUUCAAGUCUUCCUGAUACAUGACUGAAUAGUGUGGUUCAGUGAGCUGCACUGACCUCUACAUUUUGUAUGAUAUGUAAAACAGAUUUUUUGUAGAGCUUACUUUUAUUAUUAAAUGUACUGAGGUAUUAUAUUUAAAAACCUAUGUUCA